Molecule: messenger RNA, 2543 nt
Organism: Pomacea canaliculata
Lineage: Eukaryota; Metazoa; Mollusca; Gastropoda; Architaenioglossa; Ampullariidae
Exons: 6
Coding region: 289-1236 (315 amino acids)
Source: RefSeq, a predicted model, not a curated record
AUUUAUUUGCUUUUUUCUGAUUGGUUGGUCUAUUGGGCACCAGCUUAGCGACUUUGAGUGUAGUUGACAUCCUCAACCUGCCGAGCAAAAGGUAUUUCAUAGUUGCAUACACUCCAGCGGGAUUUAUUUGCAGGGACAUUACCAGACACCAGGAGGGUGUCGCAGCACAGGAUCAGUGCAAAUAUCCAGCAAGGGACAAGCGACGUUUGUAGAAGACAGUCCAACAACCAACCAAAACACAUAAAAACAAAAAAUUCCAGGUGACAGAUUGCGUGACGAUAAUCUGUUAUGGCGAUCAUCUUCAUUGUGCUGAGUGUCAUGUCGAUCGAGUUUUCGACAGGGCAAGACUGUUUGAGAAGAGACUCCUACCCCAAUAUCCCUCGCAAUGAGACUGAUCAGAACGUCACGUACUACUGUAGCGACGUCACCAAGAAUGCCAUCAUCACCAUCAACAACUCGUGCAAAUGUCUGACCCCUGAUGAGGCAGUGAAGGACUGGGCCGACACAACCAUGGAUAAAGGUCGCAUGUGUUCCCAGAAGUCUUGUCCCAGCGGGGAAGUCAGCUGUUCAGAGGUUACAGCGGGGUCAAAGGUGUUCUCCUGCACCAACACUCAGUCCAUCAGAAGUGUCGUCUUCAACACAUCUAACUCGAACUCCGUGGGCUGCCGGUGUUGGGGAUAUCCAGCCCCUGUUCUGCCUCCAGAUGCAUACGUCUUUCCCCUGAAUAGGAAAUACACUUCUUCCGGUGAGCAGUGCCUGUAUGGCGCUCUCUGUGACGACAACCCCACCCGUAUCAUUUCGCUGAACGACAACGUCUACUGCUGCUACAACAGCCGGGGCGUCUCCAUCACAAGCAUCAACGACAGCACCAUGGGUUGCACAUGCUCUAACGAGUUUCAGGGGGCAUAUUUGGUCUCCUUCUUCUCCAACCAACGGUCCCUUCCUAACACACAACUAAGGUGCUGGACCAACGCUGCCUGUCCUCCCGGAGACAACCCAACGAGUGUCACGACUGAUGGCGUCACGUACUGUUGUCCCGACCUCCGCAGCAUGCCACACCUGCAAAUUUUUGAAGGAACAACUCGUAGAUACCUCUGUACCUGCACCUCCUUACCUCAGGCGACAAAUCAGACCACAGGGCAGGCUAAAGGUCAAGUACCUCAGGUCACACCGUCGAUGCACUUGUGUGUGGUUGUCGGGCUUUUUGCCAGUCUGUUUGGAAAUUAUGCUGGCUAGUGUGAAUCGAUCGAGCUGACAGACAGACACACAGACAGACAGACAGACAGACAGACAGACAGACAGACAGACAGACAGACAGACAGACAGACAGACAGACAGACAGACAGACAGACUUUCUAAAAUGAAUUAUGCUUUAUUUCAAGUAGUUUAAGCAAUCAUGAAUAACAUUCUUACUUUACACACAUAAAAGACUGAAUGGAGAGCUCCUUCUUUUAUAAAACAGAUGUGAUUACAAAUUUGUUUUCGAGCCUCUUCUGAAAGUGGACAAUAGAUAAAACUAAAUUUCUUUACCCAACCAGCCGACUAAUAUAUAUCAAAUUAAUAUUACCGCUCUGCUAACGCCGAUAAAACUAAAUCUUAUUUUGUAUUCCGUUUGUUUUUAUUCAAAAAUGUGAGAUGUCAGACUUCAUUUAAUCAUAUAACAUGGUUCACAGUCAAUGUGCAGAAUCAGUCUUACUCAUUUCUUACCUGUGUACAUUCCCUUUCAUUCUGUACCACCAAUGAUCCUUUAUCAAAUGUAGAAAUAAUUGCACAGUUCAGGUAAUCUAUCUAUAUCGAAAUGUUUCCUCCCAUCAAGUCUUCUACCUUUAUUAGCGAUCAUUUCCACACUUUGGUAUCACUGGAGCCGAAGGUCAAAAUAAAACUGUUGUUGAACUCUCUGGUAACAAACAAUAAACUUCUAAGAUCAGGUGUCCAGAGGUUCACUUUCAAUACUUACUGUACAUCAUAGAGUAAACCGAAAGUAUUUUAUUCCUCAACAUUUUCUGUGACACAAACGGAACACUUGUUAAUGUUCCUGUAUGUGUGUCAUAGUUUUGGAAUAUUUCCUAAUAAGUACACACAUUCUAAAUCUGAAUGAUGUUUACAAAAUAAUGUGAAUAACUUUAAACCAAUAUCACCUAUGUUUAACAAAAGAUUUCAAAAAUGUAAAAACAAAUUUUUCUAUGUAAAAGAAUAUAACGUAAAAAUUGUUUAAAAAUGAGAGUGAAAUACAAAUUUUGUAAAACCUUUUGUUCUGCGAAAAAUCUCCGCACAUUGUUAUAUUUUUACCUGUCUUCACAUCUGUGGGCUCAGUGAAGACCUCACCAGACAUUCCCGCUUUAAGUGAAUUAAUUAAAGGUCUUCUAUAUUCACUGAUUGUCUUGGUUUUGUGUAUUUCUGUCUGAGUUUGAAAGACUUUUUAAAUAAUUUAAACGGCAUACAUGGCGUGGGACAGUUACUUGACUUAUGGUCACUCUGAAUUGAGAAAAAUUUCUCCAACUUAACUCCCUUGCCUCAUCCCCUAUCCGUUAAUUUGGUUAGAA